AACAAAAACAUAUCAUUACAGCACACAGCUUUGUCUCUCUUAAUUGCAUCUUAUCUUCUGUUUCCUGCUACCUUAGUUUAAUACUACUUUUUUUUUUUGAUAAUUUGAAGGGAGGAACGUUUGUGGUAGAACUCGAACCCACAGCGCUUAUACCAUUUGAGUUAUAGCUUAUUGGUUUUAGUUUAAUACUUGUAUAUCAUGUUAUCCAUAUCUAGCCACCCAAUGAACCUGGAAACUCAAAAAGCAACCCCACCAACACCAAGAUCACCUCUGCAGCCUCCAACUUUCGGAAACUUGGUCACCAUUCUUAGCAUUGAUGGAGGCGGAAUUAGAGGACUUAUACCCGGAACAAUUCUCGCCUUUUUGGAGUCUGAGCUUCAGAAAUUGGACGGUGAGGAUGCAAGAUUGGCAGAUUAUUUUGAUGUGAUUACAGGAACUAGCACCGGCGGUAUUGUCACUGCUAUGCUCACCAUACCGAACAAACAAAAUCGCCCAUUAUUUGCUGCUAGAGAUAUUAAUAAAUUUUAUCUCGAACACUGCCCCAAAAUAUUUCCUCAAGACAAGUCUAUUUUUGCUCCUGCGACGAAUCUGGUCAGGUCUUUGACAGGACCAAAAUAUGAUGGCGAACAUUUACGCCAUGUUCUGAGGAAGAAAUUUGGAGAUACACGAUUAGAUCAGACAUUGACACAUGUCGUCAUCCCAACGUUUGAUAUUAAACACCUUCAGCCUACUGUCUUCUCAAGCUUUGAGGUGAGGAAGAACCCAAGCUUGAAUGCUCUCUUAUCGGAUAUAUGCAUUGCAACUUCAGCCGCUCCGACUUAUCUUCCCGCUCAUGGUUUUGAAACCAAAGAUUCUGCCGGAAAAAUAAGGAAGUUCGAUCUUAUUGAUGGUAGUGUGGCGGCUAAUAAUCCGUCUUUGGUGGCUAUGGAUGCUGUGAUGAAAGAAAUUAACCGUGCUAAUCCAGAUUUCUUCCCCAUAAAGCCAACAGAUUAUACCCGAUUCUUGGUGCUAUCCUUAGGGACCGGUUCAGCAAAAUGUGAAGAAAAAUUCCAGGCUACCGAUGCAGCUAAAUGGGGAUUGCUGGGAUGGUUAACCAGUGAAGGCUCCACUCCGUUGAUUGAUGCGUUCAUGCAAGCCAGCAGCGACAUGGUUGAUUUUCACAUCUCCACUGUGUUUCAGGCUCUGCAGUCUGAAGAAAAUUACAUUCGGAUUCAGGAUGAUACACUGACCGGAAAUCUGUCUUCAGUGGAUAUAGCGACAAAAGAAAACUUAAAUAAUCUCGUCAAAGUUGGUGAAGAAUUGCUAAAGAAACAAGUGGGGAGGGUUAAUUUGGACACUGGUGCCUUUGCGCCGGCCUAUAUGGCAACAAAUGAAGAGGCUCUUAUCAAGUUGGCUAAAUUGUUGUCGAGGGAGAAGCAGCUUCGUGAGGCCAGAUCACCGCAUGGAAAAGCUGUUGCUCGGAGACAAACACUUGUAUAAAUAUUAUUAUGAGUUUACAUUUUUAUAGCAACUAGUUUGUAGUUU
Molecule: messenger RNA, 1524 nt
Organism: Mercurialis annua (annual mercury)
Lineage: Eukaryota; Viridiplantae; Streptophyta; Magnoliopsida; Malpighiales; Euphorbiaceae
Product: patatin-like protein 2
Exons: 6
Coding region: 199-1479 (426 amino acids)
Biological process (GO): lipid metabolic process
Molecular function (GO): glycerophospholipase activity; monoacylglycerol lipase activity
Source: RefSeq, a predicted model, not a curated record